This is a messenger RNA of Arachis duranensis, 881 nucleotides long. RefSeq names its product mitochondrial import inner membrane translocase subunit TIM22-4. Gene Ontology annotation, biological process: protein insertion into mitochondrial inner membrane. The transcript is spliced from 5 exons. The record is from RefSeq and is a predicted model, not a curated record. NCBI's taxonomy places the organism in Eukaryota, Viridiplantae, Streptophyta, Magnoliopsida, Fabales, Fabaceae. The coding region runs from base 149 to 655 and encodes 168 amino acids. Gene Ontology annotation, molecular function: transmembrane protein transporter activity. Gene Ontology annotation, cellular component: TIM22 mitochondrial import inner membrane insertion complex.
GAAAACACCAAGGAGUAGAGGAAGCAUUCGCACAAAAACUAGUAACGCAGCAUAGCUGCAGCCACCGCAGACCCUUCUCCUCCGUCUGAAUUCAGCUUCGCCGCCGCCGUCGAUCACCGCUCAUCAGACCACAGGAGUGUGUGUAGAAAUGGCUGAUGAGUCAGGAAAAGGAACUGAGAGUGUUGCUUCGAAUCUGAAUGAAGCUGAGAAGCCUACGAUUCAACCUCUGAGGUUGCCCACAGCUGAAGAAAUUCGCGGCCAAGAUAUUUGGAAUAACUGUGCUGUGCGCAGUGUUGUUAGUGGAGUCAUGGGAGGUGGACUUGGCUUCUUCAUGGGAUUGCUUCUUGGAGCAUUAGACAGGCCUCACGAAGAGAUGACUGGCAGGCAGGAGUUUAUAUAUCAAGCAAAGCAGAUGGGGCGUAGGAGCUGGGGUUCGGCCAAAGCGUUUGCUGUUAUGGGUUUUAUAUUCUCAGCUGCAGAGUGUGUUGUUGAGAAGGCACGAGCGAAACAUGACAUGACAAAUACUGUUGUUGCUGGGUGUGUUACUGGAGGUUCAAUAUCAGCAAAAGGUGGUCCAAAAGCAGCAUGUGCUGGUUGUGCUGGCUUUGCGGCAUUCUCAGUCGUUAUAGAGAAGUUCUUAGACAGACAUGAGUAGCUACCUAUUGAAUUGAAGUCACCCAAUUUUGCAUUCAUUAGGCAUAGCAUGGAUUUUAUCUUUUGCCCAUUUGCUAAAGGGCGCACACAAAAUUGUAAUAUUUUAUUUUACAUUGAUUAUUGCUUAUUUGUAUACACUAUCAAUUGGUGGAUGCAUUCCUCCAAUUCCAAACUAGAUGUAACAAAACAAUUUGGUAUUAAGCAAUUCAAAUAGUUCCUUUAGCCUA